AUGUUAUACUUCAGAUUGCUAUGCUUAGUAAUCCUAUUAACUGCCGGUGCCAUACCACCACCACCAGAGCAACCUUCAGAUCCUGUUCUUCAGAAGAGUCAACCCACAGAACCAUUCACUAACUAUGAUGUUCUAGAUUCUAACGGUGUCUUCGAGUUAUUCUGGAAGUAUAACAAUACCCACAUCACAUUUGAAUCUCACGUCAAGACUCUAGGUUAUGUUGGUUUUGGACUUUCACCUCAUGGUCAGAUGUUCCCAGCUGAUGUCGUUAUUGGUUGGGUGAAGGAUGGAGCUGUCCACUUUAAGGAUCGUCAUUCGAUCGGUCAUUAUGAACCAAUAAUCGACAAGUCACAAGAUUGGAUUUUACUCUCUGGUAAAGAAGAGAACGGCAAGACUGUUUUGAAAUUUGUGAGAAAAUUGAGAAGCUGUGAUAAGGACGAUCGCAAUAUUGAGGAAGGUACCACUAAAGUCAUAUUUUCGUGGCAUCCUGAAGAUCCUCAGCAUGAAACAGGUCUACCUUUCCAUGGUGAUAGUAAUAAAGGUUCCAAGAGUCUGUUAUUAUUGAGUCCUGCUCAAAACCAACAUUUACCAAAGGAUGCUAUACAUUUUGAUUUCGUCAACAAAAAGACUCAUCUGCCAGUGCAGGACACCUACUAUCACUGUACAUCAUACAGAGUACCCAAACUAGACAAGAAACACCAUAUGGUUAUGUUUGAACCAAUAAUAGAAAAGGUCAACUUAGAGUAUGUUCACCAUAUUAUAGUCUACAAGUGUCCAGCUCAUGUCAACUAUACCGACUCAAUGAUCGGCCAACAGUAUGAAUGUUAUGAACAUGAAGAUCGUCAUCCAAUGGAACUCAGGAACUGUAUGACUACUUCCUUCUUAGCCUGGGCCGUCGGUGGAGGGCCAAUGUAUAUACCAGAGAAAGUUGGAUUCCCAUUAGGUGAUGACGAUGAUAGUGGUGUAUUUGUUCUGGAGACUCAUUACAACAAUCCAACUUUAAAAUCCGAUGUGAUAGAUAGCUCUGGAUUAAGGAUGCACUAUACACCAACAUUGAGACAUUACGACGGUGAUAUGCUGUACACAGGACUGCUGGUUGAUGGUUUACAAAUCAUACCACCAGGUUACAAAAAGUUCUCUUCUACUGGAUUCUGUAGUUCAGACUGUACCAAUAGGAAACUCAGUCCUGAUGGAAUCAACGUCUUCGGAGUCUUCCCCCACUCGCAUCUGUUGGGACAUGCUGUUAGAACUAGGAUCAUUCGUCAAGGUGAAGAAACAGUCAUAUCUGAUGAUGAUAAUUAUGAUUUCGACUACCAAGAAACCAGACUUAUCAACAAGGAAAUCAAAAUCAUGCCCGGAGAUACCAUUAAGACACAAUGUAUUUAUAAAUCAGAUGAUAUAGACCGUAUGACUUUUGGAGGUUUGUCAACGCGAGAAGAAAUGUGUAUCGGAUUUUUGAUGUAUUAUCCUAAAGUAGAAAUGGGAAUUUGUGCCAGUUUACCACAAUACAACCAAUACAUUGAUAUACACACACAUCAUAAAGACAUGCAGCUCUACGAGUUAUUGAAAGGCCGGGACUGGAAAAACGAAACAAUAAGAAACGACUUCCAGAAAAUCACCGACGAAUCACAGCACUACAUGGUGUGUGGAAGUCAUGCGGGAUACCAGAAGGUUUGUACAGUGAGUUCUGAAAGCUAUGCUUGA
Molecule: messenger RNA, 1704 nt
Organism: Lottia gigantea (owl limpet)
Lineage: Eukaryota; Metazoa; Mollusca; Gastropoda; Lottiidae
Exons: 10
Coding region: 1-1704 (567 amino acids)
Biological process (GO): norepinephrine biosynthetic process; dopamine catabolic process; octopamine biosynthetic process
Cellular component (GO): secretory granule membrane
Molecular function (GO): dopamine beta-monooxygenase activity; copper ion binding
Source: RefSeq, a predicted model, not a curated record